ACAAAAUUGCAGUCUACUUAGUGUAAUUACACCAUAUAUUUCUUUUUGUUGGACGUAUUGACAGAAAAUCCACCACUUUUUGUUUUCAUUUUGUAUUUAGUUGACAUGGCUAGUUAUUUGACGCUUGUGGGUGACUGUGCUGUUGGCAUCGUCGAAAAUGCGCGAUGUUGUACACAGAAGCAACGAGCAUAGUUCAAGUCCCAAGAUAUUGGACAGCAGUUCUCCUUCGACUGUUCACACUGAGCGGGGUGAACAAAUUCGUUUAAAAUGUUUAUACCAUGCCGACACGAAUGUAAAGAUUAACUGGAUGAAAAAUGGAUUGGAAGUUCAUCACAAUUGUGAUACUUGCAUCUUUAAAGUGGAGACGUUACAUGAGAGUAACGUCAGUUUCUUGCAAUUUAGACCUUACGUUAAGGAUGACUUUGGAGUCUAUGAAUGCCGCGUCCGAAACACUUAUGGAACAGCUAAAUAUAAAAUAUCUGUAAAACGAAUCGAUUUAUCGUUCGUGGCAGUCUUUGUCUUGAUUCAAGGGAUUUUAGUGAUGUUGUUGUUAAUCGAUCAGAUCGUGGAAUUUUAUACCCACCGAAGUGUAAACGGAGCUUUAAGAAAAUAUUUCCAUGAGCGUUUUGACAGUUUCAAGAAAGAAUAUAGCAGAAUUAUGAAGGAAGUGGAAGACAGUAAGAGACGAACUAAAGACCUCUUCCUACUCAACCUACAGAGAGUAACAUGA
Molecule: messenger RNA, 730 nt
Organism: Xenia sp. Carnegie-2017
Lineage: Eukaryota; Metazoa; Cnidaria; Anthozoa; Malacalcyonacea; Xeniidae
Exons: 4
Coding region: 158-730 (190 amino acids)
Source: RefSeq, a predicted model, not a curated record